Chenopodium quinoa (quinoa) is the source of this 4561-nucleotide messenger RNA. Its product is annotated as probable disease resistance protein At1g61190. The transcript is spliced from 2 exons. Lineage: Eukaryota; Viridiplantae; Streptophyta; Magnoliopsida; Caryophyllales; Amaranthaceae. The record is from RefSeq and is a predicted model, not a curated record. The coding region runs from base 155 to 1588 and encodes 477 amino acids. Gene Ontology annotation, molecular function: ADP binding.
AAGCAUUCUAUUGUAUUAACAAAGAGAUUUCUAAUCGUUUAGUCGAUUAUUUAAUCUGUUUUCUUUUCGAUCAUCAGUUCAUAUUUUUAUUCCUUUGUUAUUUCAUGAAUCCAAAUUAAAUUUCUUCUUCUCAGAUUUCCAUUUAGAAGGGGAAAUGGAUUGGUUGUGCUUGGCAAAAGCAGCUGGGAAUGCAGCUAAUGAGACUUGCAAACCCAUCAUCUUGGACAAGUUAACAGAAUGCUAUUCUUACAUUAAAAACUACAAAGAAAAUAAAACACUUCUUGAGACCAAGUAUGACCUGCUAACGAUUGCAAAAAAAGAAAUCGAUAGCAGCGUUGAGCACGAAGUGGAUAACUUGCGAGUUCCUAAAGAAGGAACUAAAAGAUGGCUCGAAGACGUAAGUAAACUAAUGGAAGAAGUUGAUGAGAGAUUGGUGAAGAAGCCCAAGGAUGAUGAGGAGAGAAAAGGCAGAGACAUGAUCACCUGCUUACGUCGUUCUCGUUGCAAUUUGUGUCGACGCUAUGACAUGAGCAAAGAGGAUAAAUCUAAGGCUGACGAAAUUGAUGCUAUAAUCAACAGAAAACCGAACGAUGAUGUCACGGAACCUGUAAGUAGAUCGGAUUUGAAAUCAAUCCCUAAUGAAUUUCUCAAGGGCUUGCGUUCGAGAGUAAAGCUUAUGGAGGAAAUACUCAAAAAGUUACGAGAUGAUCAAGUUAAGGCAGUUGGCAUAUUUGGCAUGGGAGCCAUAGGUAAAACAACGUUGGUAACAGAAAUUUCCAACCAUGAAGAAAUAAAAUCUAUGUUUGAAGAAAUAAUAAUGGUUGAGAUUUCUGAAGCCCCCAACAUGGAACGUAUUCAAGAUCAAAUCGCAGAGAAAAUUGGUCUGAAAUUGGAUGGUAUGCACAGUGUAGACCAAAGAAGAACAAAACUGUAUAACCGUUUGGAGAGAGUGAGUAAGUUACUCAUUAUCUUGGAUAACCUCUGGGCUAAACUUGAUUUGAGUAAAGUAGGGAUUCCAGAACCAAACAAGUUUCAUGUGGAACCAAACAAGUUUUGCAAGAUUUUGGUGACAAGCAGGGAGAAGAAUGUGUGUGAAGCUAUGGCUAUAUCAAAGGAUAAUGUAUUCGAAGUAACGCCAUUGGACUAUGAUGAAUCAAAGCAAAUUUUCAGAGCACGUCUUGGAGCAAAAAUCAAGGACAAUGACUGGGAAGACACACAACGCGUGAAAAUGGAGAAGAGAAUGCUGAAUAGGUGUGGAGGACUACCUCUUGCAAUUGUGGCAUUAGCCGAUGUGCUAAAGAACGAAGAGUCGUUAGAAGCAUGGGAACACUUUACAUCUGAAUUGGAAAAGCCUAUGUCAAAUAGUCUAGCCAAAUUUAGGGGUGUACAUCGUCAAGUCUACUCAAUUUUGGAAACAAGUUACAAGCUUAUGGAAGAUGAGAAGAAAAAGAGGUUCUUCUUGCUUGCUUGUUUGUUUCCUUUUGGUACAAGUAUACCAAUUGAAGAUAUGAUGAGAUAUGGCAUCGGAUUGGAAUUGUUUGAGAAUGUUGACAACCUUAUUAAAGCCAUGGAGCAAGCCAACAGAUAGGUUGAGGAACUCAAAUCAUCAUCUUUGCUGUUAGAAGAAGAAGACAGUAGUUAUAGAGAAACUCACGUGAAAAUUCAUGAUGUGGUCCGGGCAUCUACAACAUCUCUUGCAGAACAAGGUAUGUAUAGGCUUAAGUAUAUUGCAUAUUUUUGGAUGAGCUUUGAUCCUUCAUUUAUUGUUUUUUGAGCUAUGAACCACUAAUUUAAAAGGUUUUCAUUGCAAAAUCAAAAUUGCACUAAACACUUCCUUCGUAUUAUUUAUAAAAAAAUUAUGAGCAUACUAGUUUAGGAACAAUGCCACACACAUCAAGCCCAAAAAAUAUCAUUUUAAAAUUAAUAUUAUUUAACAAAUAUUUUAUUUAUUUAUUUUAAAGUUAGGUACAUAUCAAACAAAAUGAGUCUUGGAUGUUUAAGACUGUUGGUCUAAGUAGAGAUUAACAGUAGACAUUUACUUUUGGUUUUAUCAUCUAAAAGGAAGUGCGAUGAUGUUAGGCUUAACAUAUAAUGAUAUUUAAAAGCUAAUUCGAACCCAUACUCGAGCACAAUUCUCUGGAACAAAACUCAAGUUCAGACCUCAGUCCAAUUCCCUUAAUUUAUUCAACUCGUUCAUGUUUAAUCGAGUUACUAGGAGAAAUUAAACUCAUGACCCAUUGACCCCAAGGUUAUACGAUAAGUCCUUAAUUAAUUAGCUACGAUUUAUCUUGUUUAACUGUAUUCUGUGUGUAGAAAUGGCCUGGUCAUGUGGAGAAUUUUUUUGAGUUUUGUUUAAUAUAUCGUGAGAUAUAAGACAUAUGAAAAGUGUCACAAGUCAAGCUUGAGCGUGAUAUUGCAAUUCAAUAAGCAAGGUUAUAAGCCGAGCUCAAACUAACUACUCCCUCCGUUAAUUUUUAUGUACAACUUUUACUAUUUUGGUCCGCUAAACAUUAUGUGCAACUUUCUAUUUUCUUUCCUCUUUUAGUAAAAAAAAACUAGUCAAAUGUCAAUUUUACCCUCAUUUAAAAAAUUAAAACAUAAUUUACUAACUAUAAUCAGAUUUUAUUAAUCUCUAAUUCUCACCCAAUUUUCACCCCAACCAACCCAAUCUAAUUCAUCAACUCUUCAUCUUCAAUUCAAGAAACCUAAAACCAUCCUCAUUCAUCUUCAUCUUCAUUUUCACCUUCCCCCAUAUUUUCUCUCUCCUCUUUCAUAACCAUCUUCAUUCAUCUUCAUUUUCCCCCAUAUUUGCUCUCUCCUCUGUCAUCCUCAUCUUCCCCCAUUGAUCUUCUUUCUCUCUCUUCAACUUCAACCGGCGAUUUCGUGGGUUUUCGUGAGGGUGGUGGUGGUUUUGUGGGGUUGGUAGUGGUGGUGGUUUCGUGGGGGUGGUACUGGUGGUGGUGAAGCCCGCAUUGAAGGCGGUAGUGGUGUUGGUGAAGGCGGUGAUGGUCGUGGUUUUGGGAUCGAGUUGGGGGUUUAAUUUCUGGUGGGUUGGUUUUCGUGGGUUGUCGUUUUCGGUGGGUUGGUUUUCGUGGUUCCGUUGAUGGGUUUUGGUGGAUGGUCGUGGAUUUGGGUUUUGGUGGGUGGUCGUGGAUUUGAGUUUCGUGGGGUUGUUUGGAGGUGGUGGCCUGGGUUUUAUGUGGGUGGUACGGUGGUGAUUUCGUGGGGGUGGUGGGUUUUCGUGAGAGCGGUGGUGCUUUUUGGGGUUGGUUGUGGUGGUGGUUUCGUGGGGGGUGGUAGUGGUGGUGGUGAAGGCGGCGGUGGUGUUGGCCGGUCUUGGUGGUGGCAGUGGGUGGUUGAUUAAUUAUCCAAACAUUCUAUCUCCACCUUAAUUACAUACCCCUAUAAUAAUUAAUCACCAUUAUCAAGUUUUGCCUCGUAAAUCGUAAAACCCCCCAAAGUUGCACUUAAAAUUAACGAAGGGAGUAGUUAAAUUCUUGUGUGUUAUGCUUGAAUAGAUAUUUUGUUUAUGUGUUUUUUUUUUCCAAAAUCAAAUGAUUUAAUUUUUUCCAUAACAAUUUUUUAAGACUCAAUAAUCAAAGUAGGGCUAACUGUAGACAUUUAUUUUUGGUCCUUUGUCCCAAAAUUAAAGAAAGUACGAUGAUGAGAUCAAGACUGCUGUUUAGACCAAUCAAACCUAAGAACGUUUGUAGACUUCUGAAUGUAUUGAAAGCUAAUUCGAACCCAUACUUGAGUCCAAACAUUGUCAAACUCAUUUAGUCAAACCAAGUAUGCUCACUGAAAUAGGCCCAAAGCUUAGUUAGGCAGACAUUAAGCCUAGAUUAUUGACGGCUUUACACGUAUUUUGGCUAAUUAAGCCUAGAUUAUUGCUGGCGGUUGAAGAUGUCGAGCACAACUCUCAAAGUUGUACUCGACAACCGUGUGCAACUCUCAAAAUUAAAUUGCAUUGGAUGGUGAAGCUGACCACAUAUUUUGGAUCAUUUUAAGAUCGAUUCAAAAUAAAAUUUUCAUUGGCAUAAAAAAACAUUAAAGAAAAAAAAACAAUAGAAUUUUCUCAAUCAAAACUAAAACUCCUGAGAUAAACACAUGCAAACUCUACUUCAUUUAUAACUUCUGUGAUAAUCCAAUCAUACCAUUGAUUAAAAAUCAUUUUGUUUUUGGCAACAUCUACACUGACAACAUCAUUCAUCAAAUUUAUCCAUUUUCAAAAUUACCUCCUCAAAUCAUCCUAAGAGAAAAACUUAUGUUUUGAUAAAAAACACUUAUUAAAAUAUGAAGAAAGUAAACUGACAUAUUACAGCUCUUUUUAGCGGCCUUGACUUUGAAUUGGGAUUCCCAACAUUGGGCCACCAGCUUUGCCUCAGCUACGGGCCUAUUAGAGAUUUAAGGUGCACUUUAUGUAGUCUAGUUCAAAAGUUGGACACUAACUUUUCACUCCCUCUCCUCCUUUGUCUUAUAAGUGCAGUAUAUAUAAAUAACCACUAGGGGUGGGACUUUUCAAACCGAACCGUAAAACCGCCCGUUACCGAACCGAACCAUC